AAAAUGGAAAAUAUCGGACCGAAAACCACCAUUUAAUUUUUGGGCUGAAAGAAGGCUUUAAAAAGUUACCUAUAAAAUGGCGUAUAUAGUAUGUUUUCGAAUGAAUUCUUGAAACCAAAAUGUGGUGUAGUUUUCCGUGAAUGUACGGCCGUUUUUUGCGUUGUCUUUCAAGCAACGUUCGGGCGUUGUCGCCGAAGAACACGACACGAAAUUCUGCUGUAAACACACACGUGGGCAUUCGUUGCAGGUUGCUGGCAAGCAUGGCAGAUGCUGAAACGGCAGAAGGGAAACUGAGCAAAAAGUUAGUAUUUUUAAUUGUAUAUUUAUUGCAUUUAUGUGUUAGAUUUGUGGUGGAAUGUGUUUCGAACUUAGGUACGGUUUAACUUUUGUUUUUAAUACAGCGAACAGAAGAGGCGAUUGAAAGCCGAGAAAAAAGCAAAAGAUAAAGAGGCGAAACUAGCAGAAUUACAAAAAGUAAAUAAAUGUCGUUUUAUAGUCUGGUUGUUUUACAUAUUUGGGAAAUGGUUUACUUUUAUGAUGAUUUCUAUGGGUGAGCGUAGUUAAGAAACCAAGCAACCAUUUAUGAUUUGAGAAAUAUUCAAGUUAAUAUAUAUUCAUGGUGGUUUUUUAUAUCUGGUCAUUCUGGUGGACUGUGAUGGUUUUGUUGUGGUUGUGUGUAGAUAUAAAUAAUUAGAUUUUCAGACAUUUUAUGCCAGAGAUGAAUAUGUGUAAGUGUCAACACAACAUCCACACAAAUUAGCAACAGUCGCACAAUUUCUGACGGAAAAAAAUAUAUACCUAUAAGGGCUAUGGAAUUAAGGUAUAAGUUUACUGUCACCUAAAUUUUCAAAAGUUGAUGCGGCUUUUCCCCAUCAUUAUUCAUUUUAAAGGCGUCAAAUUCAACAAGUUUUGACCAAAUAUUCGUAAUAAUUUUUGAUGACUCUUGCGCAUUUAGCGAACACUCUAGUCCGUCGUUGGCUACGCUUCGUAAGUAUAAAAUACAGACCGUAUUCUUACAAAAUUUCAACAGAAAUCAAAUUUAUAAAGCACUUUGUAUAAAAGUAAGAAAAAAUAAUGAAAUAAUGAAAAUUUUCACACAGCUUAUGAUGACCUGGGUGGGUGACAGUAAACUGAUACCCCAACUCCAUCAGCCUGACAAACAUACCAUCUUGGUUUUAGCAGAGUAUAAGGACAGUGUAAAGGCCUGUCUAUAUGAUACGAUUAGUCAUAUAGAAUUCUUAUUCUGGCAUAUGUAUUAGAAUAAACAUAACAUGAAGAAAUUUUGAAAAAAACUAAAUGAAGAGAAACGUUUGGUGUGUGUGUCGGUGUGAAGAGAAAUUGUUGCAUUAGCCGCAUAUAGAAAUUGUUGCAUCAGCCGCGGAAUGACAAUCUUGUAUGAUUAAUCCUAUCAUGUAGACAUGUGAAUUUGGUGGCUGGCAAUGAGAACAACAUAUUCGCAAUGGAUACAGUACAUAAUCAUCUGCCUUGAUUUCAAGCUAUUUUUUGGGUGCAGAAUAACAAAUUUGGGAAGUGUUUAUUAUCAGAUAAACUACUGUAUAGUAGCUGCAGGUUGUAGAUUGUUAAGAAGUCUUAUGUAUUUUUUUUUCAGCCAGAAGAGGUUGACACAAAAGGAAAGAAAAUUAAUGAAUUAGAUGAAACAUUAGACCCAAAUGUACGAAUUGUAUUUUUGUUUACAUUUGAGAAUUGAUCUGUUGGAUAUUGUGGUACAUACAAAGCUAAAUUCCACGUAAAUGAUAUCCUGGUGGUGUGUCCAUACUUGUCUUGUACCAGACCAAACAACUGUAUGGCACUGCCAAAGUGAAAGAUAAAGUUGUUAGCUUUUCCAUGUAAAUGAUAUCCUGGUGGUGUGUUCAUACAACCAUACUUGUCUUGCACCAGAACAAACAACUGUAUGGCACUGCCAAAGAGAAAGAGAAAGUUGUUACUAGCUACUCUCACAGACCUUGCAUUCACAAAAUAAUCAGAUAUUAUUAGCCUCAACAAUACAAUAAUUUAGUACAUAUUCAACUAAGGGAGGAGUCAAAAAUUGAGUACGGUAAAAAAUUUUGCAUUUCUUGUGUCUGCCUAGAUUGUUAAAUGAUGUUAUUUCUAAUUUGUUCUUUAUAUAUGGGAGGGAUGGGGUUUAAUUUUCCAAACUUUUUGCAUACAUUCAGUAGUAAAUGGAUACUUCCAAAUCCUUUUAGAGAGUGUACCAAAAGCAAACAUACCAAUGCACCAGACUUGACAAGGAACAAACUUUAUUGUUUGUUAAAGGGGAAGUGUUGAACAUUAGUUGGUUAAUCCACCCACACCUCUUGCUAACACAGAAAGCUGAAAUGUGCCCAUACAGUAUGCAGUAAUCUUAGUUAUUAAUUCAUCAAUAUUAAAUCAGCAAUUUCCAUGACUGGCUCAUGUCUAAAUGUACAUUUUAUUAUAAUAAAAGUUUUUUACAAUUCAUUCAAUAAAAUGUUGCUUUUUAACUUAGAAAUAUUUUGAAAUCCGAAGUAAUGCUGUCGCCAACUUGAAACAAAGUAGUACAUUGCCCUAUCCGCACAAGUUUCAUGUUUCUAUAUCGUUGCAAGAAUUUAUUGAGAAAUAUGGUGAUUGUGAAGAGGGAAAAUGGCUGGAAGAUGUUGUUUCUGUUGCUGGUACGUGUGUGGUAAUGGGUAAUUCCAGAAAACAUCCAUACCACCCCAACAGAGGAAAUUGGAAGUUAACCCAAUACCCCCUUCGGAUGUCCUAAUACAUUUACUAUUAUCAGAAACAAUUUUGUCUCCCUUCCCCCUCCGGACGGCAAAAAUUUCCUCUGUGGGGGGAGUAUGGAUCUUUUCUGGAACGACCCAAUCCUAUCACAAAGUUUGUUAAAUUAAGUAAGGCAUGCAGCAGACUUUCCAAAUAUAAGUUUCUGAACAUGAUACAGGUGUAUCGGAAAUUAUUAUAAUACAGUAAAUCCUGCUUGGGUCAUAAUGCGUCAUUCCAGAAAACAUCCAUAUGCCCACCAUGCAGAAAAUUGGAAGCUAACACACUACCCACUUCAAACAUUCUACAGUGGUUGAUUUUUACUAUUUUUGAUAUCAGAAGUUCAUCCCCCCCCCCUCCUUUCCAGAUGGCCAAAAUUUUCUUUGUGGUGGGAGUGUGGAUCUUGUCUGGAACAACUGUGGCAAUGAAUAAAAAUGUUUUAAAGACCUGUUUGCAUUUUAUCAAUGGCAUGUUUUAUCAGUAACAUGGUCAUUUUGCAACAGGUCAACACUAAAAAACCCAGCAAAUAGAACAAAUGAAUCUGAUAUAGUGGUGAGUUUGUGGGACAAGCUGGUGACAUUCAAUCAAAAGUAAUUACAUGUACAAAACAAUUUCGAAAUUUAGAUGUUUCGGGUAGUUAAAUCUUUCAAUCAACAUCUUGAAUAUUUUCAAUUGUACCUAGAUCGAAAUGAUUUGCAGAUUGCAAUAUGUUUAUUUUUAGGCAGAGUCCAUGCUAAACGAUUGCAGGGACCAAAACUAAUAUUUUAUGACCUGCGUGGAGAAGGAACAAAAUUACAAAUUAUGGCAGAUGCAAGGUAAAAUUCAUCCCUAACCCAAUGGGUGCCGCCACUUUCCCCUUGAUGAGUAAAAUCAUUUGGCAAAAGACAGAGUAAAUACAGUAUAAAGUAGGGUGGAAUGUAGGGUGAGGUAAACCGUAAAAAAAUGAUGUUUUUUGAAAACCGAAAUACUCGAUGUUACUUUUGGAGAAAAACAGGAAAAAAUGAAGAAAAAAAACUGUAUAAAAUCAUACUGUACUAAAAUCAAAGUAUACUUACACAAGUUUAUUGCAAAUUAAUUAAGUUUUGGCAUUUACACAUUUGAUUGAAAUUUAUUCAAAAUACCUUACAUUUAAUAUCUUGCAUGAGUACUGAGUAGCGUGUUGUGUCUUUUUUACUGUAGUUUCAAUUUUCGAACAUAUUUUUUAAAAUACCCAGUUCACUUGGUUUUUUCAGGUUUUUUUGGUCGGUUUUCGGUUUUUUGUAGAAACCUCCUCAUGCUAGUGGAAUGCACUUUAGUUAAUACAAUACAAGUUGUGUAAUUUGUAUAUACAGACAUCAAAAUAGAAGAUUCUUCCUGCUUCUACUUGUGUACUCUCUGGUUUGAUUGUUUAUUGUAUUGAGACAUUUUUUGAGUCUAUAAUAAAACAAUCAUUGGAUUUGGCUUGUGCAUGAUAUGAAUGGUUUGGACCUUGGUCAAUCAUAUCUGCCCCGGUUUGCUUUGGCAAAUAACAAUGAAAUUCAUCCAAUGAUAAUUGUUUAUUUUUAGGGUAUCUGAACAAGAUUUUGCAGACAUUCAUAACAAUCUAAGAAGGGGUGAUAUUAUAGGAGUCAAAGGGAAACCAGGUAUACCUCUUUACACUACUACUACCAAUAAAAAUUACACUAAUAAUUUCACUGGAUAUGCAGCCCUCGAAAACGAGGUUGGCAUUCGGCAAUGCUGACCUAUCAAACUGUUAAAGAGUCAGUGAUUAUAGAAUUUGAUUUGUAGUUCGAUUAACUAAACACCCUUUGGCGUAAGGUUUAAAAAUUGAUGGGUAUUCUAUAAUAAUUUAGGUAACACAAUGGUUUAGAAUAGCGGUUGUGUUACUGUAGUUUGUGUUUCCGUGGAAAAAGGCAUGCUUUACAUUCCAAUUUCAAUGAUUCACUAAUAUGUGAUUACUAGUGUUCCAAAACAUGGAAACAGAUUUUUAAAAAUACCGAGAGAUGCCGACCUAGGUCAGAUUUAAACCUCAAUUUUGAUGGUUUCCGAGGGCUAGGUAUGAAACUGGGACCAAAGGACAUUUUUUGUCAGGUUUUGUUAGUGAUUCCAGCCCUGUGUCAAGUGGCCCAUGGUAAUGCACUAUGUAGAAACUGGUAAUACUACUGAAACAAAAUCUUGCCGACUUUUCAGGUAAAACAAAGAAAGGAGAACUGAGUAUCAUGCCGUUCUCAGUAACAUUGUUAUCACCUUGUCUGCAUAUGUUGCCUCAUCUUCACUAUGGACUCAAAGACAAGGUUACUGCUUCACAUUUUUAUGUUUCAAAGUGAAAUCAAACCAUUGUUUGCACAACUUUUUUUUACUCACUGCUGCUGAGUCAUAACAUUUUGUUUCCAUCUUGUUUUGGUAGGAAACAAGAUUUCGUCAAAGAUACCUGGACCUUAUUUUGAAUGAACAUGUUCGGGAUAAAUUUAUCACACGAGCAAAAAUAAUCAAUUAUGUUAGGAAAUUUUUGGACAAUUUAGGAUUUUUAGAGGUAGGGUUAUCCAAAGUAAGUUGAUACAGAUGCAAUAGAUAUCAUAUCCGGCCAGAUACAAAGACCAUCUUGGUAUCAGGUGGGAUACCAGCCAGAUAGCAAGAUGCUCUAUCUGUUAAAUUAUUUUGUUAAUUAAAUUAUUAUUUAUUGUUGAUAUUUUAGAUAGAGACCCCAAUGAUGAACAUGAUUGCAGGUGGAGCUACAGCCAAACCUUUUAUAACUCAUCAUAAUGAUUUAAAUAUGGAUCUUUAUAUGAGAGUUGCUCCAGAAUUGUAUCAUAAGGUAACCCAAUGAGAGUAUAUUACAAAACAUUUUUUUAUUAUAUUUUAUUUUAUUGUUGAAAUAUAUAUAUAGUUCUAACCCAUUAAGCGUCAGCGCUCUAAAAAUAAUAAAUUAGGGCGCAAUGUGACUCAUUGGGUUAACUAGACACAUGGGCAGAUAGCCAGUUAGCCCAUUAGGCGCCCGUGCUCUUCCCUUAACUAUUAAAAUCAUCUGGCGUUAGACAGAGUAAAAUAAUAAAGUAGGGCGAAUCAGAGCGCAAUGCGACUCAAUGGGUUAAUUCCAAUGUACAGUACCACCGGGCCUUGGUACUUACAGUGAAAUUUUUAAUUUUCAAUCUGUCAAAGAUUUACCAGUAUGUAUAUAGAAUUAUAGUUACUAAUUCUUUAAUAAUAUACCUUACCAUCUGGGCAAGUUUCCUGCUUACUCAUGCAGGAUAAACUAUAUCUGGUAAGGUGAGAUAAAUUCCCAAGUUAAUCCCAGAUUCACAAUUUCCAACUUGUGAUAUCUGUUUCAUGCCUUGGGAACAUUUUAUUACAAUGUACCUCUAUGUAGAUAAAAGUUACUCAAAUAGUUUACAGUAUUUAGAAUUUUAUAUUCCUAUUGCUAUAAGGAAUGAAGGGUUUUGCAUGCUAAAAUGCUAAAUUAAUUUCUGAUAUCUCAGGUCUCCAUUUCUUUGUAGAUGUGUACAGUUGGUGGUUUAGAUAGAGUGUAUGAGAUUGGACGUCAGUUCAGAAAUGAGGGUAAGUGAUCGUGAGUUUGAAUUAAAGAAGGAAAAUUGGAAUUGUCCAAAAAUUCUGGAUGCAACUACAUUUCUAUGCCUAUUAUUGCUAAAAUUUCAAACUGUUAGCUAAUUUUAGGACAAUAGACCUUAUGUAUAAUGACGUUACGUCGUUGAAUUUUCCUAGGUAUCAAGCCUUGUGACAUCAUGCAUAAGGUCUAUUUCCCACAGAUCAAUCAGAUGUCACCUUUUCAAAAUUGUCCAUUUCACGAGUCACAACAGUAGGAGUGUAAUAAGUUCUUUGAGGAGAAAGAAUAAGUAGGAGUGUAAUAAGUUCUUUGAGUUCUUUGUUCUUUUUUUCUUCUUAGUAGGAGUGUAGUUGCAUUCUUGAAUUUUUGAUAUGGGAAACAUUCCACUUUUUGGGUGCAAGGAAGUGUCAUUGAGUGUCCUUGCAAAUUUCAAGCAAAGAAUUUGGGAAAUGAUGAAAAUAUCCAUCAACCAUCUUUCGGGACUGAGUAUAAUGAUGAUAUCAAACUCUGAUCCUACUGUAGUUCUCUGCUAUUGAAAUGCAGGCACUUGAUAAGAGAAACAUCAUAUAUUGAAAAUCACUAUGGUUUAGAAAUCUAUCCUAUACAAUGAAUAAUAAAAAAAAUAUGUAUUCUUGUGUUCAGGCAUUGACCUUACCCACAACCCAGAGUUUACGACAUGUGAAUUCUACAUGGCAUAUGCUGACUAUAAGGAUCUUAUGGAUCUUACUGAGACAAUGAUAUCAGGCAUGGUGAAACACAUUACUGGUAGUUACAAGAUCAAAUACCAUUCUAACCAGACAGACACAGAGAAAGGUGAACCGAUGGAGGUUGAUUUUACACCACCGUUUAAAAGAGUUUCCAUGAUUUCCGAACUGGAAAAAAUAUUAAAGGUGACGAUACCAUCACCAACAACGUUUGGCACUCAAGGUAAGAUUAUCUGAUGAUCUGAAAAUGAUUGGAAAAGACAUGGUCAUUUAUUCCAGUUGCCAUCAAACAUAUAUUUCAGAUAACUGGAUAGUUAGUUUACCUUACCACCUGGGCAAGUUUCUCUGUCAUUUCCUUACAGAGUAAGCUAUAUCUGGUAAGGUUAGAUUAAUUUAAAACCCAAGUUAAUCACAGGUCCACUUUGUAAUAAAUAGUGGAAUCUGUUUCAUGCCUUGGGUACAUUUCAAUUAAUUACUGCAUUCAUUUAAUCAGUUCCAGAAAAUCCAUUCACUAAAUUUGAUAUUUAUAAUUUUUUAUCUUUGUUCCAGAGGCGCGCAAGUUCUUUGAUGAUUUGUGUGUAAAACAUGAAGUAGAUUGUCCUGCUCCAAGAACAGUGGCUCGUCUUUUAGACAAGGUUUGUUGAAUUAUUGAUCUAGACAAACACCACUACAUUUGUAGUAGAUGUACAACAUGUUCGAUGGGCGUAAGGACUUGUAAGGCACCAUGUUCAACUGGGCAUGGUAUGAACCCUUAAAGUGGCAGGAAAAUGACGAAAUCCAAAUUAUUAUACCAUCUUUCGGGACUGAUGAAUAAUGAUGAUGUCAUAAUCUGAUUCUUGUCACUCUGCUUGCCAAAAAAGCUAGGUCAGGGAGUUAUUUUUAUUUAGCUAAGUCGCCUAUUUUUCUCACCAGCUUGUUGGAGAAUAUUUGGAAAGUCAGGCUGUUAAUCCGACAUUUAUUAUUGAACAUCCAGAGAUUAUGAGUCCACUGUCCAAAUGGUAAGUGGUAGCACUUUUUCAAAGCUCAGACACAAACUUAUAUUUUGGAUGUUUUUGAUGCACACAAUUAUUUUACAUAAUUUUUAUAUUUUAUUAAAUUAAUAAGUAACAGUAUGGUUUCUUGUACAAUUUGGAAAAAAACAUACACUUGUGAGUUUUACAUACACUUACUUGUGCAUGUUUUUUUCCAAAUUCCAUACUGUACACAAAUCACAAUGAAUAAAUAUAGUACCUUUUACCCUAGCCAGCACAUUCAGGACGGGUUGUGGUCUAGUGAGCUUAUCAAGUCACGCUUAAUAUUUUUCUUCAGGCACAGAUCCAUUCCUGGUUUAACUGAAAGAUUUGAACUGUUUGUGUGCACAAAGGAAAUCUGUAAUGCUUACACAGAGUUAAAUGAUCCUGUCGUUCAACGAGAACGCUUCCAACAGCAAGCUGCGGUAAGGCAACAACGUUUCGUUAAUAUUAAUAGACACCGUGAUGACAGUAGGAAUUUUGCAUGGGUAAAUUCUUACGCCCGUGUUCUAAAAGCUCACUCACACUCGCACUCAUUGAGUGGAACUGAGUACAAUCUGAGCUUCUCUCGAGUGUCAGUGCCCACCAGGCACACGACGUUGUUUCAACGUUGAAAUUUGGUAGAAAAAAGGUUGCGACGUCGACAACCUAAUAUCUACGUUGCUCUGACGUUGUUUUAAAAACAUUGGUUCAACAGCAGCCAACAGACGUUGAAUCAACGUUCAUUCACCCUAUUUUUCAGACAACUUUUCCUGGAAAAAAGUAUCCAGUUUGGAUAAUACACAGAGGUAAUAAUUAAAUAAUCUAUUUAAAUAUCCAAUUUCUCAGGAUAAAGCUGCAGGAGAUGACGAAGCUCAGAUGGUAGAUGAAAAUUUCUGCACAGCUCUUGAAUAUGGUCUUCCUCCCACGGCUGGCUGGGGACUGGGGAUUGAUCGUCUUUGUAUGUUCCUCACCGACUCUAAUAAUAUCAAGGUAAAUAUGUUAUUGUGUAGGAAACAUUAAAAUCACUAGUUCUGCUGUAGUAAAUUGCUCUCUCUCUCUUGAGGGAUUCAUAUAUUGUACACACCAUUAAACAGUACAGUACCUUGUGAUCACUUCUGAACUUCAGAGAUAUUUUAUAAAUAUAAAUUUAAAUUAGCAUUUUUGCCACCAACAUUAAUAGCUUGUUAACUUUAUUGUAACUUUUCUUGUUUUCCCUUGGCAUCAGAGUUGAGAAAACUUUAUUGUAACUUUUCUUGUUUUCCCUUGGCAUCAGAGUUGAGAAAACGUUGCCUGCCAGUUUCCUCUCAUCACCUGUCACCCUUGUUUGAAUGCAGUGCAAUUCAAAUCUGAACCUAAUAGAUGUUGUAAUAAGAAAUAACAUUGUCUUGUAGGAGGUGUUGCUAUUCCCAGCUAUGAAACCUGAUGAUAAGAAAUCCAGAGAAGAAGAAGCAGAAGGAACAAGCUAGGCAUCAUCAAGAACUGUUAGUUUAAGCAUACAUAUCUGAACUGAUUUUAUUAUGAACAAUAAUCAAGAAAUAAACUAUUCUCCGUUUGAUAGUCAGGGAUUUAUGAUGCAAGCAGUUGUUCAAAAGGAGUAGCGUUAACCUUAGGUAAAACUAGUUGUUUUGGUCUGGUUACAUCUGCAAAUCCGUUUACUUCCAAAUUUUAAGACUUAAUAUGUUGUUGGUACAUCAUCAUCCAAUAUUGUUGGCUUGGCUUGAACACCAUGUUGGCAUUGUUGGGUAAUGAUGGCGGUUGAUAUUGAAUUGAGUUUGAAUUUGAAAUUUUCAUUUAAUAUUCCCGUACACCCUCUCUCGACUCUCUGCUGAAAACGAAAAUUAUGAACUUUGCUAUUAACUUGAACAGCGUUUUAUACAACUAGCCUAUACCAAUGCAAAAACUCGUGAGAAAAUCUAACAAAUUCAAUUCAAGUUAUUCUAUUUUCACUUGUGCAACUCUGAAGAGCAGGAUAAAUUAUAAAAAAAACAAGAUAAAUUAUAUUUACUGUUUGUAAAUUAAAUUAAUGUGACUGAUCAUCAAUAUAAUGUCAGACUAUGUAAUGGCUUUGACACUCACAUUUAGCUGCAAAACAAAAGUUAACUUCUUAAUAUUUCCUUCAUAUUUUGCCAAUUUUCAAAAACUAAAAACUGGCAAAAAAUAGACAAAGAAAUAAAGCCUAACACCUUAAAAACUACGCCUUAAAACAUAUUGAAAAAGGCACUGUUUUGGAGUAUUUAUUGUUGUUAUUGAAAAACGACUCCAAAACCUGGGAGGGCGUCCAUUUUUAACUAUUUACUAAGUCAUUGAACCACAAGACCACUGAAACAGUGACUCGGACAUUUGACUCGGAUUAGGAUUUGACUCGGUUAACCGACAAACUCGUACAUUGCCUGAUAAAGUUAUUUUUAUACUUUGUUAAUGCAAUACUAGAUUAUAUUAAAUAUAUGCAACAAAGGCUUGAG
Molecule: messenger RNA, 10438 nt
Organism: Paramuricea clavata
Lineage: Eukaryota; Metazoa; Cnidaria; Anthozoa; Malacalcyonacea; Plexauridae
Source: the annotation of a GenBank genome assembly